UAGCGAUUUUGGAUUAAAUUCUGAUAAAUUCUGCACGUGUUUUCAUCCAAAAAUCCCAAAAACUGACAAGCGUUUCGUUUAAGUUUUCUACUAGUAAAAAAAGUGUUAAACUAUUUAUAACAAAUAUGAAAGUGAAAAAAAUAAGGCCAGAAUCCAAGUCAAGUCUUAAGACUGCAGUGAAGAAUGUACAAAAUAUUUUAAAGAAAACUACGAAAAAGAGUAAAAAAUUAACUGAAAAAGAUGAUACCCUUGAGACUCCAAAAAAAGAAAUAAAUGAUUCAACAGAAAAAUUGCCAGAAGUGGAACUCCAGUACAAUUCUAAGGCAGGCGUUAUUUAUAUAGGACAAAUUCCUCAUGGAUUUUAUGAGGAUGAAAUGAAAGGUUUCUUUUCACAAUUUGGAAAUGUUCGCCGAGUUCGGCUUGUUCGAUCAAAGAAGACAGGAAAGAGUCGAGGAUACGGUUAUGUAGAAUUUCAAACUCCUGAAGUCGCAAAAAUAGCAGCAGAAACAAUGAAUAAUUAUGUUAUGUGCGGUAGAUUGUUACGAGUGUCUUACAUACCUCCCGAGAGACAACAUUUUGGCUUCUUUUUCGGAAAGAAAAUUACACCAACUUCAUAUCCCCGAUUGGAGAACAGAAAUAAAGUGAUAAAAUUGAAUCGUGCGCCAAUCACCGAAACGAAACAGAAAAAACGUGUAAAAACAUCAUUAAGAAAACUUUCUGUCUUAGAAAAGAAACUCAAAGACAAGGGUAUUAAUUUCACAUUCAAACCAGUUGAUCUUCCAAAAAGUAAAUAGGUAUUAUUUAAUCUCUAUGUAAAUAUAGUUUAUCGAGUUGACAAUUUUUUUUCGAUCAUAAAUUAACUUUUUUUUCUUUAUUACAAAAGAAGUGAAACAAAAAUGAAAGUAAAUAUUUGUCAAUAUUUCAAGAAUGUAAUAUUUUCGCAUUAAAAUUUAUGUGCGUAAGGAUAAAUGACAUUAAACGAAUAAAUCAUGUUUUUAUA
Molecule: messenger RNA, 1000 nt
Organism: Leptopilina heterotoma
Lineage: Eukaryota; Metazoa; Arthropoda; Insecta; Hymenoptera; Figitidae
Product: MKI67 FHA domain-interacting nucleolar phosphoprotein-like
Exons: 4
Coding region: 126-794 (222 amino acids)
Biological process (GO): maturation of LSU-rRNA from tricistronic rRNA transcript (SSU-rRNA, 5.8S rRNA, LSU-rRNA)
Cellular component (GO): nucleolus
Molecular function (GO): RNA binding
Source: RefSeq, a predicted model, not a curated record